AUGGCAGAGGCUGCUAUUCUGGGCGUAAUAGCCAAGAUAUCUGGAGAAAUAGCUGUUAGUCGAAUCAUCAAAGAAAGUUCUCGCAUGUCUCGCGUGAGAAAAGACCUCGUUUGGAUUGAAACUGAGAUGAGACGCAUUCAAUCCUACGACCUUGCUUAUGAUGUGGAGGACAUCAUUGACACAUAUUUUGCCAAGAUAAGCUUGAUGAGUAGGACCCGGUGGGAGAGGCUUCUUGACUUCAGAAACAAGAGAAUUGCUCAUAGCUUUGUUAAAGAGGUUGAAGGCAUCAGAAAAAGGGUCGAGGAUAUCAAAAAUUCUCGGGAAACUUUUGGAAUCGAUGAAUGUAGCCGCAGCUGUGAAGAAGAUACAUGGGAUCCAAGACAAUCUUUCCCUCACCUUGAUAAAACAAAUGUUGUCGGUUUUGACGAUCUGAUCAAAAUUCUGGUGCACAAAGUCCUCGACGAGGAUUCAAAUCAUCGUGUGGUGUCUAUUGUUGGCUUUCCCGGUCUAGGAAAGAUGACUCUUGCGAGGAAAGUUUACAACUCUGCUCGGCAAUCAAAAGUUUACAACUCUGAUCGACUGCAUUUUGACUGCGCAGCAUGGAUUUGUGUUUCUGAGAGCCCAAACAAAAAAGGGCUUUUGCGCGACAUCGCAGGGCAGGUGGGCUUGAAGAAGGAGAAGAUGGAGCAUAACGUUGAGACCAAUCUAUAUGAAUUCUUGAGCAGGAAAAGGUAUGUGAUAGUGAUAGAUGAUAUAUGGCAUACCAGGGCGUGGGAUGCUUUAAAGAUUGGCCUUCCUACGAAUUCUGAGAAUGGGAGUCGAAUAGUACUCACUUCUCGGCAUACAGACGUAGGUGUACACGUAGGCGGGCCAAACUCUGUACUUUUGCUGGAACCCCUGGAUCAGGAAACCAGUAGGAGACUCUUCUACAAACUUAUAGUAGAUGAUUUACAAAAUAUUUGCCUAACACAUGAUCCCCCGCAACUAGAGAAAAUUAGUGAGCAAAUAUUAGAAAAAUGUGGUGGUGUGCCACUAGCAAUUGUACUAGUGGCAGUGUGA
Molecule: messenger RNA, 1059 nt
Organism: Rhododendron vialii
Lineage: Eukaryota; Viridiplantae; Streptophyta; Magnoliopsida; Ericales; Ericaceae
Product: toMV resistance protein Tm-2(2)-like
Exons: 3
Coding region: 1-1059 (352 amino acids)
Biological process (GO): defense response to other organism
Molecular function (GO): ADP binding
Source: RefSeq, a predicted model, not a curated record